Molecule: messenger RNA, 483 nt
Organism: Salvia hispanica
Lineage: Eukaryota; Viridiplantae; Streptophyta; Magnoliopsida; Lamiales; Lamiaceae
Source: RefSeq, a predicted model, not a curated record
AUGAACCUUGAAAUUGGUUUUGAGCUUGAGAAAAGGAAGCACAAGCUCAAGCGCCUAGUUCAAUCGCCCAAUUCUUUCUUCAUGGAUGUCAAAUGCCAGGGAUGCUUUAACAUAACUACUGUGUUCAGCCACUCGCAGACGGUGGUUGUGUGCGGAAACUGUCAGACGGUGCUGUGCCAGCCCACGGGCGGACGCGCCAAGCUCACCGAGGGCUGCUCCUUCCGAAAAAAGGGCGAUUGAAGAUGAUAAACUAUGAGAUCCGGAAUUACUUUUUUUUGGUUGCGUUGAUCUGUUGGAUUUCCUCUGAACUCGACACAUCCUGCAUCUGUUUUUUUUUUCCCGAUAUGUUGGUUUUGUCACUAGAUAUUGCAGAGAUUAUGCAUUAAUUGUGAUUUUAUUUACUGGUGGUAAAUUGUAUCAACCCAAAUUCGAUAGAACAUUAUAGCCCAUAGGAGACUGUUAGUACUGAAUUUUAUUUUAUAA